AUGAUGAAGGUGGAAGAGAAAGGCACUGAUUACACACAGGAUGGGACUGUUGAUCUAAAAGGUAGACGUGUCCUUAGAUCAAACACUGGCAAAUGGAAAGCUUGUUAUUUCUUUAUUGGGUAUGAAAUUUUUGAGAGGAUGGCUUACUAUGGGAUUGCAUCAAACUUAGUAAUUUAUUUGACACAGAAACUCCAUGAAGGCACUGUGACAUCUGCAAACAAUGUCACCAACUGGGUUGGUACUGUAUGGUUGACACCCCUUCUGGGUGCUUAUAUUGCUGACACUUUUCUUGGUCGAUACUGGACUUUCAUCAUUGCAUCAGCCAUUUACCUUAUGGGAAUGUUCUUAUUGACGCUAGCAGUUUCAUUGCCAGCACUAAAGCCUCCGUCUUGUGGGCACCGAGUGAAGGAGGUGGAUUGCGAUAGACACGCCUCAACAUUUCAAGUCGGCGUCUUCUACUGUGCAUUGUACAUAAUUGCUAUUGGAACUGGUGGAACAAAGCCCAAUAUCUCCACAAUGGGAGCAGACCAAUUUGAUGAUUUUGAGCCUAAAGAAAGGUUCCAAAAGCUCUCAUUCUUCAACUGGUGGAUGUUUAGCGUCUUCAUUGGAACCCUUUUCUCCAACACUUUCCUUAUCUAUAUUCAAGACAACGUGGGUUGGGAAAUUGGCUAUGGCCUCCCAAUGCUUGGGCUCGCAGUAUCGAUUCUUGUCUUCAUUGUGGGUACACGUUAUUAUAGACACAAGCCGCCAUCUGAUAGCCCAUUGAAUCGAAUGGCUAGGGUGCUCGUAGCCACCGUAAGGAAGUGGAAGGUAGUCGUCCCUAACGAACCAAAGGAGCUUUAUGAGCUGAGCUUAGAAGAGUAUUCCAGUCUUGGCAUGUUUAGAAUUGACCACACCCCAUCUCUCAGCCUCCUAGAUAAAGCAGCAGUCAAAAUCGGGCAAAAUUCACCAUGGAUGUUAUGUCCAGUGACACAAGUUGAACAAACCAAACAAAUGAUAACAAUGAUUCCAAUUCUGCUUGCAACUUUCAUACCUGCUACAAUGCUCGCACAGACACACACACUAUUUAUCAAGCAAGGCACAACUUUGGAAAGAAGUAUUGGUCCCCAUUUCAAAGUUCCUCCAGGAUGUCUCUCAGCAUUUGUGACUAUUUUCAUGUUGACCAGCAUUGUACUAUAUGACCGGUUUUUUGUUCCCUUUGUACGAAGAUACACCAAGAAUCCUAGAGGGAUCACCAUGUUGCAGAGGUUUGGGAUAGGCCUCGUGCUGCAUGUCAUAAUCAUGGUAACUGCUUGUUUAGCAGAAAGAAGGCGUCUAAGGGUUGCUAAAGAGCAUGGAAUCUUCGAGAAAAAUGAAAUUGUGCCUCUUUCGAUCUUCAUUCUUCUCCCACAGUUUGCUCUUAUGGGAGUUGCUGAUAACUUUCUUGAAGUUGCGAAAAUUGAGUUCUUCUAUGAUCAAGCACCUGAAGGCAUGAAAAGCCUCGGAACGGCCUAUUUUACAACCAGUUUUGGUGUUGGAUACUUCUUAAGUAGUUUUCUGCUGAAAACUGUGGCUGACAUUACGAUGAAACACGGCAAAGGAUGGAUUUUGAACAACCUAAACGUCUCUCGUUUGGACUAUUAUUAUGCAUUGUGUGCUGUGCUGAGCUUUCUCAACUUACUUUAUUUUCUGUUAGUUGCAAAGCUCUUUGUUUACAACACAGAACUGAGUAAUACCGAAAGGGAGUUGCAUGAAGCAAUUGAGGCUCGACUGAACAAGUCUACACGAACUGAGGAAAUACCGUUGGAUGAUAAGGCAAGCUCAUAG
This is a messenger RNA of Fraxinus pennsylvanica, 1806 nucleotides long. NCBI's taxonomy places the organism in Eukaryota, Viridiplantae, Streptophyta, Magnoliopsida, Lamiales, Oleaceae. The record is from the annotation of a GenBank genome assembly.